UCUCAUGCGAUAUACAUAUAUGCAAUAUACCGUGGUAUAUUGUUGUAAUUUGUUUAAACCAAUUUGGGGUUUUUAUUAAAUUUUGUGCGGGAAACUGGUGGUGGCUUUUUAAAAUUUCAUUUUCGGUACGCGGUCGUUUUGUUUGGGAGGAGAAGAAAUUUUACAACAAAGAUGAAUUUGUUUUAUAAAGCCUUCUUUCUCCUGGCCCUAACAACAACCCAAAUAACUUUAGCACAAGACAGUGAAGAAUUAACAUCCAAACCUGAAAUAACAACUGCUUUACCAGAAGGAUCAAUAGAAGAGCAGCAAACCUCCGAGAGCAGUCCGGUCCUGUUAGAUUCACAACUACGUUCCGCACUUUUGAGAGCCCUGUCAGAAAUUGAGGAAGGCGAGGACAGUGAUGAAGUAAGUGAGGAGGAAGAAGCAAAUGUGAAAAAAGCACAAGCCAGUGCGAUUACUAUCUUUGAAAAUUCUAACGAGGAACCUGAGGAAGCUCUAGUUGAACAAGCUCAACCCAUACAAGAAUCAUCCUCUCCAGCUUCAGAAUCUAAUGAAGCAUCAUCACAAUCUGAAGAAGACACAUCAACUCAGAAAGUCAGUUUUGUACUUUUUCAAAAAAGUGAAGCUCUGCAAGGCCAAACCAUCACUUCUCUAGAAGAUAAGCCUUUGGAUCCAUUUAAGGAUGCAGAGCAAAUUAUUACAAGCGCCUCCAACAAUAUACUUCCUCAAAAUGGCAACUCAAACCCUCAAACUAGAAGUAUCGAUAGCAAAGAAAACGUACUUCAAAGUGAACAAAAGAAGUUCCAAUCAGCCAAGUCAGGUUUUGCAAACUUUAACGCUAUUAACAACAACGAGGGUAAAAAAGCGUCUAAGCCAAUACUCGUAGAAAAGUUUUCUAUUGGCAAGGCUGUGGAUGAACCGUUUGUUCUUAAAUCAUACGUAAAACCUUCAGGAUCUAAAGAAGAAAAUUCUGGAGUGGCUUAUGUAAAACCCAGCCAGAAGUUCAUCCAGACUAAUUAUAAAGCUAAAAGUAAUAGCUUUCCAGAAAAAAAUGAAAAUGGCAAUGUUAAUGCUGCUACUGAGCCUGCGACAGAGGUCUCUACUGAAGAAAAUGAAGCCAAAGUGGAGCAGGUUCAGUUCUUCACUGCCCCAUUGGUGGCAGCCUUUACCGUCCACCAAGAUGAAAAAGGGUUACCGAAAAAAGUGGAACCCAUCUAUAAAAAUGCUCCAAGUCAAUCACAAGCAGCUACGUCUAUUCAGCAACAGUCUACACUGACUCAGCAGCAAGAGACAAAUCAGAAUAUCCUUCAAUCACCUACUUUUAACAACUUAGACUUGCUAAGAAAGCAGCAAAUCCUCGAACAAGAGCUAGAAAAAUUACGCUUACAGCAACAGAGGUUUGCUGCUAGAAACACAAAUCAGCCUACCCAAGCUUUUAGUCAGCAGAAUUUCAACCAAGCCAUAAACCAAAACUUUAACCAGUUUGAUCCAGUUUUUACCGAACCAGAUAGAUCAAUUGUCACCAAGCUGGCUACUUUGGACCCUAGCAGUCUUGUGUUAAAUAGGUUUACACCAAACGAUGCUAUUUCUACUGGAUUUACCCAAAACCAGAUCAAUUCGAAACCCAGUGGUGAUAUUACUGUUUUGCCCAGCAUCAGCUAUGAUCCCCUACUAGAAGCUGGAAAACUUCCAGAAAACGCUCAAAUAUUACCUACUAAAGAACCAACUGGAUUUAAGAAAAUUCCUGCUUUGCCAAAAGUGCAAAAUCAACAAUCCUUUGCUUUACAAUCGAAUAAUAUAUACGAUGCUACUCGGCAGCAACCUAAUUUAGUUUCGACUUUGGUGCAACCGAACGUAAACUAUUUGCAACAAAACAGAUUUGUCACACCUCAGCAAACUUUUCAGACUUUAAACAACCAAAAUAGAUUUUUGAGGCAAGAAGUAGGGACAGCCAAUCCAGGUUUUAACCAAAACAGUUUCUCUAUAGUGCCAGCCCAGCAACCCUUUGCUCCCAGGCAUGAAUUGGGCUACUUCCCUACUGAUAACCGGUUUGUGAGGCAGCAAAAUGUACUCUCUAGCCAGCAAAAUGUUAGAGGUCUAAGGAACAAUGUGGAAUCCACCCAGGUAUAUCAAACCUCUCUACAAAAUCCAAAUAGGUUCUUAAGGUCAAAUUUCGAGGGAAGUUUGACUGCUCCUCAACAAAUUAACAUCCAGCAGAGCGUCCAACCAGCGUCAAAUCAAAAUCGGUUUUUCAGAUCCAAUUUGGAGGGAAAUUUAGGUUUUAAUCAUCCGCAAAGCAAUUUGAGGCCUUUGAGGUCCAACCAGGAAAGUGCCUUUUCACAAAAUUCACCGGUGUUGCAGAACUAUAGGUAUUCAAGUUCGUUUGGACUCCCAUUGAAUUAGUUGGGCGUGGGAUUUAUAGGCUUUCUGGUUAAUUCUCUCUACAGCAUUGUAAAUUUAUGUGGGGUGUCCGAAGCAUACUUCGAAAAAACAUGAGAAAUAGAGGGAACGAUAAAGUUGUUUUAAAUGUUUGGCAACAUCACAGUAUUGGGUUAAUUCGUUGUCAGUAUUGAAUAGCAUGACAUUAUUUAGUUUUUUGGAAUUGGAAUACGUUACUGCUGAUAAGAUGUACGAUAUUUAUGUUUCCUUGCAGAUUUUAUUGGUUCUCUAUUUAAAUAAACUUUAUAUUUAUUUUUGAAAAAAUACGAGAAACAAGAAACAUUUUUAUUACUCUUGACUGGCAAUGCCGUCAAAGUUCAAAAACUCAAGGCAGUUGUGCCUUAACUUUACAGCAAUGUUGCCCUAAUGGUUAUGAUUUAUGAUAUAUCAAUUAAUGUUUAUACUUUUUAGUGUUUACAUAAAAAAAUAUUAGUCCUGGCUGGCAACAACACAGGCAUCAAUCAUUCAUAAAUAUUCAAAGAUUUUUAUUUUAUUUUAUUGAUUGUUUAGCCAUUCUGUGCUUAUUUUUUUAAACAAUUUUUCUUUUGCUCUAUAUAUUUAAUUUGCCAAUUUUUGUAACGAUCAAGUAAGUCUGUAAAAAAUGCUACUUCGGUGAUAAGCAGAUGUCUGACUUGCAUUACCUUUUAUUGAUCUAAAUGUUUAGGCUACUAAUUACUGAUAACUGUUAGUCUGUGUCUAGGAUAAUACGAAUAUGCUUUUAGAAGUUGUAAUAAGGGUUUCAGUGCUCUUCAGUUUUACUGCUAAUAAUCAUAUAAUAAAGAUCUUGUAGACUACUCUUUGCUUUCAAAUUGUGUCAACGUAAAGACUGAUAGAUAUCUUCGCAAAUAGUUUUGGGGUUGCACCGCUGAUUCUUUGCUAGAUUGAUUCUACUCAGAAAUAAGAAGAAGAAACACAAACACUUUAAUUUUUAUAUAAUUUUUUUUUAGAUAACUUUAAUUUUAUAUAUAUAUAUUUUUUUAAAUUUGAUUCAAAUUUAUGUAAAUAAAUAUAUAAAAAUGCAAACAUUUACAGGACAUUCAAAAUUCUUAAUAGCUCAAGCUGGCAACGUUGCACCGACAGUAUGCUAAGUCCCGAGUCUUGCGCAAAAAAGCGAUGCAACGUUGCCGUUUAUGAAUAUAAUUGUUCAUAUUUUACUGAUUUUUUUUUCUUUAAGAUUUUAUCAUGUUUUUUGCCUAGGACAUCCUGUAUAAACCACAUAUAUCUUGAUUUGCCAUUAGGUUAGAAUAAAAAAAAUAUUCAGGAUUUUAUAUGAAAUUAACAUAUCGGUGCUCAAUAUAUUGAAAAUAUAAUAAUAUAUACAUGUUUCAUGUAAAAAGCAGAAGUGCUAUUUAGAAUUACUGAUUAAAUAUUAUUAUUAUUUAUUUAAUAUUUAGUUAUUACUGUUUCUUAACGGAAAAUAUUUUCUAGUCUUUUAGGAUAAUUUAUAAAGUAAUAUUUUGUAGUAAACACUGUUUUCUUAUGUACAAGUUUAUAUUAAUAAAUAUGUUUAAUAAAAAUAUUUUAAUUUUA
Molecule: messenger RNA, 3969 nt
Organism: Anthonomus grandis grandis
Lineage: Eukaryota; Metazoa; Arthropoda; Insecta; Coleoptera; Curculionidae
Exons: 6
Coding region: 172-2403 (743 amino acids)
Source: RefSeq, a predicted model, not a curated record